AUGAUAGGUAACAAAUUAACGCCAAAACCUACGUUGCAAGUUACAACACCGUCGGCCGUGAAGGUCGUGCCGACCGGGACGAAACCCGUUGUGAAGGGCUUCGAUUUGAGCGGUGUAGAAAACGCAGAUUUACUGAGCCCGCGUUGCGGAAGCCCGUCUUCCAACCGGAAUAGCCCUGAGACCAAACGCAAAGAGGAUAUCGUACAAAAGGAGAAGCGAGCGGCCUCGUCGAAAACGAACAGUCCAAGAUGCCAGUCGCCCGUAUCGGGCCAUGUGACACCGGAAUUGGACUCCAAAGGGAAACCUAACGAGGAGAGGGCGGACGUCGACGCGAUAUACAAGAGUAAAAGGGGCGACAGCAAGGAGCAGUUUCACUUGGUGGUCGUGGGACACGUUGAUGCCGGAAAGAGUACGCUGCUCGGACGACUGCUCUGCGACUUGGGUCAAGUGCCACAGAGACUCAUCCAUAAGUAUCAACAGGAGAGCAAGAAGAUAGGAAAGCAAUCGUUCGCCUACGCCUGGGUACUCGACGAGACCGGCGAAGAAAGAGAGCGAGGAAUAACGAUGGACAUAGGCCACUCGAAGUUCGAAACAGACACAAAAUCUAUCACUCUCUUAGAUGCACCCGGCCACAAGGAUUUUAUUCCGAAUAUGAUAACCGGCGCCACGCAAGCGGAUGUAGCUUUGUUGGUGGUUGAUGCGACCAGGGGCGAGUUCGAAACUGGAUUUGACAGCGGAGGACAGACGCGCGAACACGCCCUGUUGCUACGCUCGUUAGGAGUGUCGCAACUAGCAGUAGUUGUUAACAAGCUGGAUACGGUAAAUUGGUCUAAGGAUAGAUUCAAUGAGAUAGUGGACAAGAUGAGCGUAUUCCUGAAGCAAGCGGGCUUCAAAGACACCGUCACCUUCGUGCCCUGCAGCGGCUUAUCCGGAGAGAAUAUUGUAACGAAACCAAAGGAGCAGCUCUCUAAUUGGUAUACCGGACCUACUUUGGUCAACGUUAUCGAUAAUUUCAAGUGCCCGGAGCGGCCUAUAAACAAACCAUUCCGUUUUUCGGUGAACGACAUAUUUAAGGGCACCGGAUCUGGUUUCUGUGUGUCUGGUCACGUUGAAACGGGCAUGGUGUCCCUGGGCGACAAGGUUUUAAUACUACCUCAAAACGAGAUCGCAGUUGUUAAAGGUCUUCAGUCGGAUGAGGUUUCGACGACAAAUGCGUUUGCUGGCGAUCACGUUGCGCUGACAUUGGCGGGGAUCGAGCAGCAAAAUGUGGGUAUCGGCGAUAUCAUCUGCAAUCCGCAGAAUCCAGUGCCCGUGACGACCUGCUUUCAAGCGCACGUUGUCAUAUUCGCGAUAGCGAAACCGAUCACGAAGGGGCUUCCAAUAGUGAUGCACCAACAGUCUUUGGUACAGCCGGCGGUUAUCACGAAAUUGAUAGUGCAACUCCAUCGCAGUACCGGCGACGUGGUCAAGAAGAAGCCGCGUUGCUUGCCGAAGAAUUCCAGCGCGAUCAUCGAGGUCGCGACGCAAACGCCAGUCUGCAUGGAGUUGUAUAAGGAUAUUAAACAGCUGGGUAGAGUUAUGUUACGAUUGGAAGGAACCACCAUUGCUGCUGGUUUGAUUACGAAAAUUUUGUAAAUUUGAUGACCUACAAACAGAAUCUCGAAUAGCGCAACGCAAUUUAUAUACACGGACAAAUUUUACUUUACAGAUCUAACAUAUAUACUU
Messenger RNA from Wasmannia auropunctata (little fire ant), 1725 nucleotides. RefSeq names its product HBS1-like protein. Lineage: Eukaryota; Metazoa; Arthropoda; Insecta; Hymenoptera; Formicidae. Bases 1 to 1635 code for a protein of 544 amino acids. The transcript has 5 exons. Gene Ontology annotation, molecular function: GTP binding; GTPase activity. The record is from RefSeq and is a predicted model, not a curated record. Gene Ontology annotation, biological process: translation.